UGACGUCAGUGUUCCUCGUAGUUGGGCCGAGUGUACGGGAGUGCGCUACGGUCGAGUUUAAUUCGGAUUUAAUUCGGGUUUAACUGUAUCUACGGACCACUUACGUGGUCAGAGGCUGUACAGGGGCCGCUGUGUGCCAGGGGCCGCUGGUAGCGGUGUGCGGAGGGGCUGCGGCGGGUUUAGAGGCCGGUGGUCUGAUGGCGUGUUCCGCGGAGCUGCGACUCUGAUUGGUGGGAUGUUUGCUCGGGCGGUGCUGAGGACGGCGGCCUGCGAGGGACACGCGCUGAUAAAUCCCACUCCCUCCUCUGUAAGGCCGUUUACACGCAGCCUGGCGCUCCUGUCAUCCUUACUGCUGUCCAGAAACCACAGCUUUUCUGUGAAAAUGCCGGAGAUAGACACAGGUAAACUGGACCAGAAGCAGGUCCAGCUGCUGUCUGAGAUGUGUAUCCUGAUAGAUGAAGAUGACAGGAAGACUGGAGCUGACACCAAGAAGAACUGCCACCUCAACUCCAACAUAGACAAAGGUCUUCUUCACAGAGCUUUCAGUGUUUUCCUGUUUAACAGCGAAGAGAAGUUGUUGUUACAGCAGAGAUCUGAUGCCAAGAUUACUUUCCCAGGAUGUUUUACUAAUACGUGCUGCAGUCACCCCCUGUACACCCCGGAGGAGCUGGAGGAGGGGGCCGCUGCUGGAGUCAGGAAAGCUGCACAGAGGAGACUGCAGGCUGAGCUCGGCAUUCCCAUGAACCAGGUGCCUCCAGAGGAGAUGACCUACCUGACUCGCAUCCACUACAAGGCCCAGUCUGACGGGGUGUGGGGGGAGCACGAGAUCGACUACAUCCUGUUCCUGCAGAAAGACGUGGAGCUGCAGCCGGACCCCAACGAGGUGAAGAGCCACUGCUACGUCUCCAAAGAGGAGCUGAAGGAGCUGCUGGAGAAAGCCAAGAGGAAGGAGGUGCUGAUCACGCCCUGGUUUAGCCUCAUCGCAGACACCUUCCUCUUUAAGUGGUGGGACAACCUCCAGAACCUCAAACAGUUCAUGGAUCACGACCGAAUCCACCGCAUGUGAUCCGGCGCUGCACCAGACUCUCACAGCAGCAGCCAGCUUCAACACAGUUCACCACUGCUGCAGAGCACAGAGCAUCUGCAGAGCAUGUGUUUAUUAGCAAGAGCAGACUUUCAGAGAGAACUUCAAGUUUGUACAGGUUAAAGGUGUUCAGAUAGGUAACUUUAAGACGUAGGCCUGUCACGAUAAUUACAUUAUCGAUUUAUAACGCAAUAUAUGGACGUGACCUUAAAUAUUUUUGCUGAUCCAUUGUGUUUAUUUAGCGAGGAGAUCUCAGUUAAGGCAAUUAAGCAGCCAGUAAUUUUGACAUUGUUUAAAUGAAACCUAACAAAAUGAAACAUUUGUUUAAGUCUGAAUACAGAAUACAGUUUUUCACAGGUUUUCAUUCAAUUUACCACUUUUUUAAAUUGAAUAUCCAUGUAUUGAAUAGCUUUAAAGGAAUCUUGACAGGAAAAUCUUUACCCAAAAUGAUGUUUGUGCUAUUUUCGGACAAAUAUUGUCAGUUGCCAAAUAUUUGGUUCAUCCUCAGUUUAUUUUUAUAUUUAUUUCAAAUAUUUAAACAUUUUUGAAUUACAAUUUUAGUAUAUAUAAUUUUUAAAUGAUUAAAACAUCAUUGCUUGUUAAAAGGGUGUAAUUGCAAAAAAAUAUUAUGUUAUUAUAUUAUCAUUAAGAACCAGUGAAGCAAAAUUAUCUUAAAAAAUAUUUAAAAAAUUAUUUAUUACAAUUAUUUCUUGGACAGCAUAUUUAAAAAAAAAAAAAAAAGAUUAUCGUGACGGGCCUAAAGGCAUGCUUACUAUGUUAACAUAAGCUUGUUUCUCAACGAUGUCACAAGUUAAAGCAUCUUAUUAAGUCUCAAACAUUUUAUUCUUUGAUUAGAAAGGAAAGCUUGUGCACAUCAAUUGGCUGGAUAAAAAUCACAGAAAAUACACCACCGGUGCACAAGUGCUGUGGUUCUCGUAUCAUAUGUUUUAAAGCACUUCUGGAUAUAAUUUCAGUCUUUUUAAAAACACUGUAAUAAUGUAAACAGUAGCUAAUCCUCACCAGCAGCUGAAUGCUAAUGUCUUCAGUGCCUGUUUUCUGUUAGGAGACCCUGCAUUUGAGAGUAAUGUGUAGUGGACACCACUACUAGAGUUUACAGUGGAGAUAUUGUAUAUUCAUGUAAAAUAAUUUGUAGAUGAAUAAAGCUAUUAAAUAUC
This is a messenger RNA of Astyanax mexicanus (Mexican tetra), 2259 nucleotides long. It is a transcript of the gene idi1, whose product is annotated as isopentenyl-diphosphate delta isomerase 1. Lineage: Eukaryota; Metazoa; Chordata; Actinopteri; Characiformes; Acestrorhamphidae. Gene Ontology annotation, cellular component: cytoplasm. The record is from RefSeq and is a predicted model, not a curated record. The transcript has 5 exons. Gene Ontology annotation, biological process: isopentenyl diphosphate biosynthetic process; isoprenoid biosynthetic process. The coding region runs from base 236 to 1066 and encodes 276 amino acids. Gene Ontology annotation, molecular function: isopentenyl-diphosphate delta-isomerase activity.